Pediculus humanus corporis (human body louse) is the source of this 651-nucleotide messenger RNA. RefSeq lists its product as uncharacterized. NCBI's taxonomy places the organism in Eukaryota, Metazoa, Arthropoda, Insecta, Psocodea, Pediculidae. The record is from RefSeq and is a predicted model, not a curated record. The coding region runs from base 1 to 651 and encodes 216 amino acids. The transcript is spliced from 4 exons.
AUGGACAUGAGAAUGAGUUCCCCUUGCCCUUUAUCUCCUGCUUUAUCUGUGUUAACCUUAACUCCUGGAAGAACAAGGGAUAUUGAUCAAGAUAUGGAAGCCUUAAGAUUAUCUAGAAGGGAUAACCCUUUUCUGCAAGUUCUUACCAGCAAGGAAAGUUUGGUUGAGAGUUUAUUUGAGUCUGAAUCAGAUGAUACUAAUUUAAUGUCUCAAGAAAUUUCUAAUGAUUUAGAGGUUGAUCCUUUUUCUCUUCCUGAAAUUCAUGAACAUAUGAUCAGAAGUCCACCACCUACAACAUGGCCCAGAUCGCCUAAUUAUAAAAUGUUUAGAUUUCCCGUUCAAGAAUCGGAAGAAAAUUUACAAGGAAGUAGUAAUCAAUUUGUAAACUACAAAAAAUCAUCGUCAAAAGUCAUGUCCUCGAUUUCCAUGAAAGAACACAUAGAGGAAAUGUCAGGUUUAAAAGUUUGCAAUGCUUUCAAUUGGAAAACACAAUCGGAAAAACAAUCAUCAAAUAUUGGAAAAAGCAUUGAAGACAGCUUAGACAAAACCCUAAGUGAUGACUGUAAAGUUAAUUACAAAGAAGCAGUUUACAGAAUGUCUCUUUAUUUUAAUGCAAAUGUAUUUAUUAUUAGUAAUGUAUUUGUUACUUAA